CUUUGGCAUCUGAAUUUACAAUACAACACCACAUGAACACAAACUUGUACUAUGUUUACCUCUCGUAGGCAACUUGUACGCAAAUCGGGAAAAAAAGGAAUUGACCGUUUUGAGUUCCUUCAGGAGUUAGUUAACGAAUUUUAUCAAUCUACAUCUCUAGAGAGCCAGGAACAGGUCUUGGCUAAUUUGGCAAACUUUGCAUAUGAUCCCUUAAACUAUCAUUACCUCAGAGAAUUGAAAGUGGUUGAGUUGUUUUUAAAUGGGCUACAGAGCAGAAACCCAUUUUUCAUUGAAUACUCCCUGAAAGGUAUCUGCAAUUUGUCCAAUGAUCCCAUUAAUCAAGAGAUCAUCCUGAAACAUGAUGGUUUCAGCACAAUAAAGGAACUGGUGAAGUCUGAAAAUCCUGAACUGGUGAAACAUGGGCUUACUACUUUGAUAUUUCUUCUUUCGUCAACCUCUCAAUCAGCAGUUUCUACAUCUGACCUUGUCACACAUAUAGAGUUCUUGCAACAAAAUAGUGAAAAUCAGAACAUAAAAAACCUUGCCACCAUUUUCUUAGAAGAAUCCACCAUUCAUUGAAGCCAUUUUGAAAAAAUGUUUAUCAAGAUAUUUCAUUCAUUGCUUAAGCGGAGCACCAACAGUAAAUACAGUUGUGCUGAAGUAUUAGGUAAAAGAUACCUUCAAUCAAUGAUAGAGAAAGGCUCAAAAGUUUUAGUACAUAGAAAAAUAGCAUCAAAGGAUGUGGAAGAUUUUUCCCAAUUGACAGGAGACUUUAAUUCAGUCCAUUUUGGUGAAAAAGCUAUAGCGCACGGCGUGCUGCUUAAUGGCUUUGUCAGUGCUGUUCUUGGCACAAAACUCCCGGGUCCUGGCUAUGUCGUUUGUGAACAAUCAAUGACUUUUCCUAAUCCUUGUCAAGUGGGCGAUGAUAUAGAAAUUGUAGUUGAAAUCUUAGAAGUCAGAAAAAUUGUUGUCUGUAAAUAUGUUUGCACGACUGUUAGUAAAAAUUGUGUUGUUCAUCAAGGCACUGCUAAACUGGUGAAAUUUAAAGGUUUGAAAUAAAAUACAUGAGUCGAUCGAUU
Molecule: messenger RNA, 1079 nt
Organism: Daphnia carinata
Lineage: Eukaryota; Metazoa; Arthropoda; Branchiopoda; Diplostraca; Daphniidae
Product: armadillo repeat-containing protein 7-like
Exons: 3
Coding region: 52-579 (175 amino acids)
Source: RefSeq, a predicted model, not a curated record